AUGGCUACCGGAAAACGAAGCCGCUGUUGUGGAGCAUCACAAGCUAAUUACCCGAAUCAUGCCAAUACAGAAACGUCCACCUAUGAAUGGGAACAAUCAGAACGAGCUCAUACUCUUAUCGUUUCUCCUCCUCCAGGGCUUAAGAGGGAGCACUUAACGGUGACAGUUGAGGGUGUCCUCAAGAUUCAGGGACGGCGCAGUAAUGACCGAACCUCGACCCAUUUCAACAAGGAAUUCCCAAUUCCAAAGGACUGCAUCAUGGAAGAAAUCACUGCCAAGUUUGAGAGAGGAAGAGUUUCCGUUUCAAUGCCCAAGACUAUUACUCUUAACACCAAAGCCACCACCAUCACCACAACUUCUAAAUCUGCCAUUGAGACUACUGCUCGAGCCAUUACCUCAGCCAUGGCACCCCAAUCCCCUAGAGCUGCCACAGGAAGCCGCGGUGGUAGAGCAUCACAAGCUAAUGACCCGAAUCAAGCCAAUACGGAAAUUGAAUGGAUAGAAGAAGCAGGAGCUCCUACUCUUCUCUUUUAUCCUCCUGAUGGUUAG
Molecule: messenger RNA, 549 nt
Organism: Malania oleifera
Lineage: Eukaryota; Viridiplantae; Streptophyta; Magnoliopsida; Santalales; Ximeniaceae
Product: inactive protein RESTRICTED TEV MOVEMENT 2-like
Exons: 2
Coding region: 1-549 (182 amino acids)
Biological process (GO): protein folding; response to heat; response to hydrogen peroxide
Source: RefSeq, a predicted model, not a curated record